AUGCUCGUCUACGAGGCCGCGCUUUAUAUCCAACACAACACCCACCGGGACGGCAGGCGCGCGGCGCUGAGCACGAAGGGCGCGGUGGAUUUGACCAGCCACUACAUCGAAUUGUUCACCCACGACGCCCCGAUUGAGGGGGACUGGGGCGAACUCCUCGCCACGACGCCCUCGCGCCAUGCCUACAGCCCUGCCAGAAUUCGCACCGCGAUCGUCAGCGCGGUCGUCUUCGAAGACGACGAGCUCGAGGACUACAACCCCUUCAUGCCGGUCUUCCCCACUGGGAUCCCUCACAAAGGCGGGUUCCCCCACCUGGAGGUGGUCUAUUGCUUUCUCCAACGACUUCUCCAGCUCGCACUUCUUCUGGAUAGCUAUCUCCAUUUCGGCUCGGAGACGAUCCAACUAAUGAAAUAUCAGAGUAUCCGCCCCGCCAUCGGAGACGUCAGUCUAUCCAUGGCCGACCUGGCGGCGGAGCGGACCAUCGAAGGCGACCUCGAGUACAUUUUCCGCGCCCAGUUCCUGCUGAUCGACAUCGCGCGGACGCUUUAUCAGGAAUUCAAAAUCACUUACGAACACACCGCCGCGUGGCGGGCCCAACGCAAACCCAAACCCAAGGCCAACUUUCACCUGUGCGGCUCCUCCAAGACGCCGAGCCAGGAGUGCCCGAUCUGCGCGGCCUGCCUCCCAUUCUCCGAGCUCGGCGAUUAUUUAAACACGCAAAACGAGGCGGAGUUCAUGAACGCGUUGGAUGUGUUGAUGUGCGAUGUGGUCCCGAGCUGCUCCGUUCUCAUGCGAAACCGUGAGAGGGCGGAGCUGCUGAACCGCCUGCAGCCCGGCGUCCUGUGGUACCCCACCGAGCUGUUGUUAAACACCUAUACUUGUUUUAUUCUCUAA
Molecule: messenger RNA, 894 nt
Organism: Phytomonas sp. Hart1
Lineage: Eukaryota; Euglenozoa; Kinetoplastea; Trypanosomatida; Trypanosomatidae
Source: the annotation of a GenBank genome assembly